GAAUCCAAUGCCACCUCCCUCCCCCAAAGCGUCCGUCCGCUUCCUCCCUCCCCUCCCCUGCGCCGCCUCCCUCCGCCCUCGCCAUCCGAUUCAAAUCCGUCCUCGCGGGGGAGAUCUGAUCCGGUCCACGGCGCCGCCAUGAUGCACCACCACCACCAGCUGGACCAGUGGCUCGCCGGCGGCGUUGGCGGCGUGGGCGCGGUGCUCCGGCCGACCAAGUCCGCGCCCUGCUCCCCCGUCAAGCCGGCGGCGGUCUCCAUGCUGCGGACGCACUCCGACUCCUUCCAUGUGGCUCACAAGGUCCCCGUCGGCGACACGCCCUACGUCCGCGCCAAGCGCGUCCAGCUGGUGGACAAGGACCCGGAGAAGGCCAUCGCGCUGUUCUGGGGCGCGAUCAACGCCGGCGACCGCGUGGACAGCGCGCUCAAGGACAUGGCCAUCGUGAUGAAGCAGCAGAACCGCGCCGAGGAGGCCAUCGAGGCCAUCAAGUCGCUCCGCGUCCGCUGCUCCGACCAGGCGCAGGAGUCGCUCGACAACAUCCUCCUCGACCUCUACAAGAGGUGCGGGCGGCUGGACGACCAGAUCUCGCUGCUCAAGCACAAGCUGCAGCUCAUCCACCAGGGCCACGCCUUCAACGGCAAGCGCACCAAGACGGCCCGCUCCCAGGGCCGCAAGUUCCAGGUCACCCUCGAGCAGGAGGCCACCAGGCUCCUCGGCAACCUGGGGUGGGCGCUGAUGCAGAAGGAGAACUACACGGAGGCGGAGGGGGCGUACCGGCGGGCGCUGGUCAUCGGCCCGGACAACAACAAGAUGUGCAACCUGGGGAUCUGCCUCAUGAAGCAGGGCCGGGUGCUGGAGGCCAAGGACGUGCUCAAGCAGGUGCGCCCCGCCGGCGUCGACGGCCUCCGCGGCGCCGACUCCCACCUCAAGGCCUACGAGCGCGCGCAGGAGAUGCUCCGCGACCUCGAGGUCAAGCUCGUCGGCCGCCCCGGCUGGGCCGGCGCCAUUGGCGACAACCUCGUCGACAAGAAGUGGCUCUUCGACGCGCUCAUGCUCGGCUCCUCCUCCAGCAUCUGGCAGCCGCAGCCCUGCAUCGACCACCUGCUGCCCCCGCCGGCACCACAGCAGCCCCGCGACAGCUUCGCCGACGAGAACAACGCCGGCCCCGCCGCCGCCGCCGCAGCCGCGGGCAAGAAGAUGGCCGCUCUGCAGCAGCAGCAACAGCAGCAGCAGCAGGCCAACCUCAACAUCGACGCGCAGCCAUUCUACUCGCACCGCAUGCCGCCGCUGGCCGCCAAGCCACUGCAGAACGCACCGCGCCAGCAGCAGCUGCCGCAGCAGAAGCCUCCGGCGCAGAUGCAUCACGAUCCCAUGGGCAACCUGAAGAGGACGCGGUCCGGCACCGCCAUGGACAAGGCCGCGGCCGCGGCGGCAGCCGGGGAGAAGACCAAGGAGGAGCAGAGCAGCAACAAGGAGGCCGACAAGAACCAGGACGACACCAGCAACAACGGCCGGAGGAAGUCGCUCACCGCCGAGGAGAGGUGGCCGGAGCUGCCGGACCACAGCGCGUUCGACGAGGCCCUGGUGGCGUCGGUCCUGGCCCCGGUCCUCGCCGACGACGAGAACUGCAAUACCGGCAAGCCGUCAGCAAAGGCGCCUCUAGCUCCGGCGAGCUGCUGCGACACGAGCCCGGCGGCGGUGAAGGAGAAGGUGGGGAAGAGGCUGAGGAUCUUCCAGGACAUCACGCAGACGCUCAACGUGCUCUGACCGACGGCGAGGCUUGGUUUUGGUUUUCUUUUCUGCUGCUGGCUGGCUGCUCACACAACCGAAGAGGAGGAGGUGGCGACGCUGCGAAGGAGAUGAGCUUGUUCUCCUGGGAGUUUCUGCAUCGCGGUUUUUAAGUUAAAAAUUAAAAAUAGGGAGGGAUCGAUCGACAUUACCGCUCGACUUGGUUCUUUUUUCUUUUUUCAGUUUGCUGCUGAUUCGUUGAUUUUAAUUUUUUUUUGUAACACAGUCAAAAUAACAUUGGCAAGGAGUGUGUUUCCUCCUGAUCAUCUUCUGUUGCUUGUAACAGAAGUUGAUUUCGAUAAUCACUUCAAAGCUCAAAUAACAAAGUUACCUGAUUGCA
Molecule: messenger RNA, 2128 nt
Organism: Triticum urartu
Lineage: Eukaryota; Viridiplantae; Streptophyta; Magnoliopsida; Poales; Poaceae
Product: Tetratricopeptide repeat (TPR)-like superfamily protein
Molecular function (GO): protein binding
Source: RefSeq, a predicted model, not a curated record